AUGACACUAAGCUUCUUUGACCAGUUUAUGAGCCCCACACUUAUAGGAGUACCCCUUAUGGCCCUCGCCCUCUCUCUCCCCUGAAUCCUCUACCCCACACCCUCCUCUCGCUGGCUAAAUAAUCGUUUCCUUGCCCUUCAAGGCUGAUUUAUUAAUCGCUUUACUCAACAACUUCUUCUCCCCUUAAACGUCGGAGGCCACAAGUGGGCUGCACUAUUAGCAUCCUUAAUAAUCUUCUUAAUCACACUUAAUAUGCUGGGCCUUCUCCCAUACACUUUUACACCUACCACUCAACUGUCCCUUAACUUAGGACUAGCAGUCCCCCUUUGACUGGCGACGGUAAUUAUUGGAAUACGUAAUCAACCCACACAUGCCCUCGGACAUCUCCUGCCAGAAGGUACCCCCGGACCCCUUAUCCCCGUUCUUAUUGUCAUCGAAACAAUUAGCCUACUUAUUCGCCCCCUCGCCCUGGGGGUUCGGCUUACAGCCAAUCUUACAGCAGGCCACCUUCUUAUUCAACUCAUUGCCACCGCCGCCUUCGUAUUGCUUCCCCUCAUACCAACAGUGGCGAUUUUAACAUCAGCAGUUCUAAUUCUUUUAACCCUCUUAGAAGUUGCUGUAGCUAUAAUUCAAGCCUAUGUGUUUGUCCUUCUCCUAACACUAUACCUACAAGAAAACGUCUAA
Molecule: messenger RNA, 684 nt
Organism: Etheostoma spectabile (orangethroat darter)
Lineage: Eukaryota; Metazoa; Chordata; Actinopteri; Perciformes; Percidae
Source: the annotation of a RefSeq genome assembly